CCACCGCAUAAGGUUAAGAAGAGAGACAAAUUGAGACCGGCGUGGCGUGGGAAGGCAGCCAUGGCGGACAAGGACGAGGAGCAGCAGCAGCAGCAGCCGCUACACAUCCUCUUCUUCCCCUUCCUCAUCCCGGGCCACCUCAUUCCGAUGGCCGACAUCGCCGUGGUCUUCGCGGCUCGCGGCGUCAGGUGCACCAUCCUCACCACCCCCGUUCAGGCUUCCAUCAUCGGCUCCAUCGUCGACCGCGCCAACAGCAACGACGACCUCUCUUCCCAGUCGGUCCAUGUCGCCGUCGUGCCUUUCCCCGACGUCGGGCUCCCGCCGGCUGGCCAGCGCGGCACGGGCCUUGUAUCCCAGGAAGAUAAAGUGAAGUUCGGCCGGGCGGUGCAGCUGCUCCGGGAGCCCUUCGAACGGUUCCUGGCUGACAGCCAUGCCGACCUCGACGCCGUGGUCUCCGACGGCUUCUACCACUGGUCCGUGGACGUCGCGGCUGAAUACGGCGUGCCGCGUCUCAUGUUCCUCGGCAUGGGUGUGUUCGCCCGGUCCUGCUCCGAGCACGUGUUGUCGCAGGAGCAUAGGCACAACCCCGACGGCGACGAUCCUGAUGCCGUCGUGUCGCUGCCGGGUCUACCGCACGGCGUGGAGCUGAGGCGGAGCCAGAUGAUGAAGGAGCCGCACUACCUGGAGUUCUUCCGGUGCGUCUAUGCCGCAGGCCGGAGGAGCUACGGCGAGCUGUUCAACAGCUUCCAAGAGCUGGAGCGGGACAGCGCCGAGCACUACCUGGGCGUCAGCGUGGGCGCCAGGGACAACGCGUCGUCUGCGGAGGCCCACCAGGUGAUCGGAGGCGGCGUGAUUGCCAAGUGUGUCACGAGACUGAUGGAGGUGCAGGGCGACGUAAUGCGGAAGAAGGUGGAAGAUCUUGGCGUCAAGGCAAGAGACGCGGUGGAGAAGGGUGGCUCGUCGUACGGUGACGUUGGACGGCUGGUGGACGACCUUAAGGCCCGUCGGAGUAGGCAACGUGAUUGA
Triticum aestivum (bread wheat) is the source of this 1026-nucleotide messenger RNA. RefSeq names its product UDP-glucose flavonoid 3-O-glucosyltransferase 7-like. The record is from RefSeq and is a predicted model, not a curated record. Gene Ontology annotation, molecular function: UDP-glucosyltransferase activity. NCBI's taxonomy places the organism in Eukaryota, Viridiplantae, Streptophyta, Magnoliopsida, Poales, Poaceae. The transcript is spliced from 2 exons. Bases 61 to 1026 code for a protein of 321 amino acids.